AUGAUGAGUCCACCUGAUAAACAGCAGACAAUGAAGGAAUUUCCUGGUGAUGACGAGAAGGAAAGAAGCACGAUGAACGCGAAGCAUUGCCUUUUCUCUCCAAGUCGUUGUCAUCAUCCAAGCCGAGUGACAGUCAAUUUCUAUGUGGUGUUUCUGAUACUGGUGUGUCUUCCUCUCCUGGCCGUUGGACUGCAAGAAGGAACCGGAAAUGACAUGACAGCCCAACGGCAGUACAACAGUACCUCCACAACUUCCACCUACAUUCCUCGCCACAUUUCUUCCGAACUCUGUCAUUCGUUGGGCGAGACGGACUGUCGCCAUGCCGAUGCUUCCAUGGCGAUUCAACACGGCCACUACAAUAAAGAGCAGCGUCGUCGCCAGUUGGAACCCAACUUGUCGUACGACACCAACGUGUUGGUCCUGUUGAUGCAAUUCACCGAUCACACCGACCGAUCGGUGCCGCCUCCGUACGAGUAUCAACUCUUGCUCAAUCUACGCGUCUCCAAAUACUUGGAACUCAACUCGUACGGGGCCGUCAAUGUCUGGUUUGAUGUCAUUCCGUGGCACGUUACGGACAAUACCGAACUUCAUUACAGUUUUGAACAGAGCGGACGCAAUAUUGAACUUCAAAACGCAUUUCAUCCGCUACUCAAUGAGCUCUAUGACACGCAACAAAUGGACUUUUCACCCUAUGACAAGAACGGCGAUGGAGUCAUUGACAAUCUACUCAUUAUUCAUUCUGGGUAUCCUGCCGAAGUGGGAGGCAUAGACUGUAAAAAUUCAAGACCUGUGCAUCAGCGAAUAUGGAGCCACGCACUGGCCGAUGUUUCCAAAUACAAUUGGGUCAGUUCCGACGGUGCCAUGCGGACCAACGCCUACACAUUUGCGGCGGGAUUGCACGACGUGUGUGGCAGUGCCCCCUGCAAAACGGGAGUAGUGACGCACGAAUUCUUUCAUGCCUUUUCCGACAUUCCCGAUCUCUACGAUACAUCUCUCAAUGACGAAGGCGCCCUAAAGUUGCAAGGACGCGGUGGUGUUGGAUCGCUCGAUAUCAUGGCCAAUCCGUACGGUGUCAAUGGCGACGAUGAAGAUUUCCCGUCGCAUUUGAGUCCCUGGACCAAGAUUCAAAUGGGAUGGAUGGCGCCCACCAAUGCCAACGCACAAGUCGAUCCGGCAACCGGAAAGGGAACCUUUACACUGCGUCCGUCGGAACUCUAUCCGGAUGUAUUAAAGAUUACAAUGGAAAAUUUCAUGGGGAGGGAAUACUUUUUAUUGGAAAAUCGACAACGCAAGUUCUUUGACGUCAAGUUAUUUGGGACCGGGGUGGCCAUUUAUCACGUCGAUGAAUCAUCCGAUGGACAAAACAAUCGGGGAUUUCCAGGACAAUCGCAGUGGCCGACCAAUGGCAAUCAUUACAAAGUGGCAGUGGUGCAAAAGGACGGACAGUAUCAUUUGGAACAUGCCGAAAAUCGAGGCGAUGCAAAUGACUUUUUCAAUGUCGGUGACACACUCGGACCCAAUGAUGCCGAUGGCAGAACCUGGCCCAAUACCGAUACGUACGGGCUGUGGAGUAGUGUCUUUCCCACGGGGAUUGUCAUUGAGGUGACGGGAAAGAACGGACUAGACAUGGAAGUUACCGUGACAAUCCCCAAUGAAUUGCAGGGAGCUGCCGCACCCAUGAAAGAACAAGAGCCGCUGCCUGAAGUCGACAAUACAGAUGUGCUCAGUGGGAAAUAUGAAGCUGCGUGGUUCUUGGAAGAUAGGAAUGUUGGUCGGGAUGAUGAAGAACAGCAGGGGAAUGAUGAGGCAGCAGGUGGUGAUGUGGGUGUGGGGUUUGUCGAGAGGCCACCGGAGCGCGACGAAGAGACUACCGAUGCGCAGUCAACAGGGGAUAGUGAUGGUAGUGACACAGCAACAACUGAUGGAACUGCAGACGGGGAGCCACCAGGUGUUCUUUUCAGCAGCAAUCAGAAAGAACCUGGGGCUGAUGCAAACGAGAUGCAGGAGGAAGAAGACGAGGACUUUGUGGAUGCCGUUCCCUCUAAGGAGACUUCUACUUCCAGCAAUGCCACGGAAGGCAUUUCCGUGGGAACUAGCAAUGCGACAGCUGAGGCCGUGACCGCCAACACCGCGACAAGCGAUGGCACUAGUGGGGAGACGAAUGAUGCAGCAGGCACCACAACCUCAAGUUUGGAAGAUGACAUGGAAGAGCUGUUCCCGAACUUGUUUGUCAAUAGCACCGCAAAAGAGGAAGACGGUGCCGACGACGAAGGGGGCACUGCAGCUCCGACUGCCACAAUAAAUGCCUCGAGAGAGCCAACAUCGUCGCCGUCACAUGAGCCAACUGUGGAUGGGACACAUGUGGACGAGGUAGAGAUUCUACCGAUCAUUGAUGUGCUUUCGCCUUUCACAUCCGCGGCGUGUUGCUUCGGGUCGAGCACUCUGCUACGAGCGGGUACGAUCCUGUUGGUUGCCUUCCUUUGGCUGGGUUAG
Molecule: messenger RNA, 2493 nt
Organism: Seminavis robusta
Lineage: Eukaryota; Bacillariophyta; Bacillariophyceae; Naviculales; Naviculaceae
Source: the annotation of a GenBank genome assembly